CGUAUCACGUUCGAAUUGCCGCCGAGCAUAAACCGCCGCCGCUGCCGCCACCACGAGGAAAUAUCAACCAAAAAAAUUCACUUAAAAAACUGUGUCAAUCAAUUAAUCGCAUAAAAUAGUGAAUAAACUUAAUCAAAAUACAAAUUAUAAUCUACAUCAAUAAAUAAAUGUUUUGAUAUGUGUGCAAUUGAAAUGUGUAUUGAUAAAUGUAAGAGAUGUAUAAAGACAUAAUUGAAUUUAACUUUUUAUGCAAAGAAAUAAACAAGUUCCACGCCGGUCGUCGUCUUGGUUCUUUUGUGUUCAACUUUGCCGUGCACAGAAUUCUGAAGUGAUAUAAAGUGUUAAAGCCCUGAGAGGAACAACUAUUUCAAUAAAAACUUUUUUCGUUUUGUUGCUAUAAAUAAGUUUGUGAUUUCUGCGAGUUCGGAACUGAAAAAUUGGAUUUGAACAAUUCCUGAGGCGACUAAUAUUUUGGAUACAUUUUAAAUUUUAGUCACGCUGAUUCUUCAAGUGAAAUUUAGAAAGUCACUCAGCUUGAAUUUGUGGUCGGAAACAGAGGGAUAAAGGUGAAGUAAUCGGGCGGUGGUUUUUUAGCGGCGUGGAAAAGUGUUGCCAAGAAAACGAAAGUGAUUUCGGCGCAAAUUUCUUCGCGCCAGGAGAGUGACAUGAGUGAAUUCCCCAGCUGCAAUAAAGCCAACGAUGGCGCGCACGCCGGCGUGUUAAAUAAAGGGUAGUUGGAUAAACAGCCGUCAUGGGACUGGAGAAAUGGCCCUUCCUCUUCGUCCUGCUUUGUUUGCGGAUGCUGGCCACCAUUAAGGCGCAAGAUGCUGAUGCUGAUGCGCCGGUGGAAGACAUAAACGACAUCGGAGCGUCGUACCCUCCAUUUGAAGGCCCGCCCGUACAAUUCGCCACCGAAAACUGCACGGUGACAACGUCGCAAAUAGGAUCGACGGCUUUUGUCCCUUGCGUCGUUAAUAACAUUAGAGAGGGAAUUGUGUCCUGGAUAAGGCGGAAGGAUUAUCAUCUACUUACCGUCGGCCCGACAACGUACAGCAGCGACGAGCGCUUUCAGGCGGUGCACAUCCAGCACUCGGAGGUGUUUUCUUUCUUUCAGGACUGGACGCUGAAGAUCAAGUACGUGCAGCUGCGCGACGCUGGACUUUACGAAUGUCAAGUGUCAUCGCAUCCGCCGACGAGUAUUUUCAUCCAGCUGAACGUCGUCGAGGCGAGAGCAGAAAUAUCAGGACCAGCUGAAAAAUAUCUCAAACCCGGCUCUGGGUUGAAAUUGCAGUGCACAGUGCUACAAAGCACCGAGAAUCCAAGCUACGUGUUCUGGUAUCACAAUAACAGAAUGAUCAACUACGACGUCGAUCGAGGAAUCAAUGUGAGCACUGAAUUGACGGCGAAGACAAGCACGCUGACGAUCACCAAUGCGGCGACUAGACAUUCCGGAAAUUACUCUUGCGUGCCCAGCAAUGCCCAGCCAGCUAGCACAUAUGUACAUAUACUCAAUGGAGAAAAUCCAGCGGCGAUGCAGCACGGCGGCCGCGGAUUAUCCUGGCUGCAGUGCAGCCCAUCGUCCUGGCUGCUCAUUAUCGGCGUCUCACUGAUCGUCGCGCAUCUGUCCUAGUCAUCCAGCGCUCUCGCAUUCGAAACAAUCAACAAGCGACAAUUACAUUCAACGUUUACUGUUAACAUAAAAUUAACCGCAUUGUUCUUCAAACAAGAUUAAUGUUGGGCCGAGUGAUUCAACUCAAGUGUAGUUAAUUGAGUGCAGUGCAACAGCAAAUACUCGACGAGUGAUAAACUUUAGAUUUGAUUAAAAUUAAAAUAUUGACUGUGUGAUUUAUUGAAUGCAGAAAAAAACUUCCGGCCAUCGCGCGUUGGAUUUAAUUGAUUAUGAUUAUAUGUAUGGUUUUAAUAAUACAUACAAAGUUAUAAACUAAUCAAUUCUUAUAGAAAUAGAUUGAAAUUUAAGUAAAUUUAAGUAAUGAAAGGAAACACAUGUGGAAUUUAUAUACUUAACACUAGCCAGGAUCAAAAUAAUGCAUGGAUGCAAAACAAAUGUGUUUAACUGAUGUUACACUACCUGAUAAGAAAGAAUAUUUUGUAAUGAAGAAGUUUAAUUGAUCCAACAAACAUUAUAUUGAUAAUAAUUGAUGUUAAACAAUGAAAGCGUUUUUUUAGUAAUGUAAAUAAAAAUUAUUAAACGUGACAAUUUGUGAAAGUUCAAUCAAACUCAUAAAGGAAGACAUAACUGAAGUUUUGUGUAUAAUAAACAUUAAUAAAUUUCUUCACAAAAAGAUAAUAUGAGCUACAAAUAAGAGAGACGUGCAUAAUUCCUAAAUAUAUACAUGUAUACAUGUCAUUUUUAAACAUUACAAAAUUGACUUAUCUUUAAUCCAUUUUAACGACUCUCAUUCAGUACUGAAACAUCAACCAAUAUUGUUUUUAGCAUCACGAUUGUGAUUACAAAACUUGAAAUAAAUGAACAAAUUGUUCCAUGCUGCCGUUAUGAUACUCAUC
This is a messenger RNA of Dalotia coriaria, 2526 nucleotides long. RefSeq names its product limbic system-associated membrane protein-like. The transcript is spliced from 7 exons. Bases 752 to 1630 code for a protein of 292 amino acids. The record is from RefSeq and is a predicted model, not a curated record. Gene Ontology annotation, cellular component: neuron projection membrane. NCBI's taxonomy places the organism in Eukaryota, Metazoa, Arthropoda, Insecta, Coleoptera, Staphylinidae. Gene Ontology annotation, biological process: synapse organization.